Diabrotica balteata is the source of this 1349-nucleotide messenger RNA. Lineage: Eukaryota; Metazoa; Arthropoda; Insecta; Coleoptera; Chrysomelidae. The record is from the annotation of a GenBank genome assembly.
CAGGUAUUGUGGUUGAUGUAUCCACAAGUUUGCAAUCAUUACAGUGUUUUCUGAAAAGUGUACGAUGGUUAAGAUAUUUAACGAAGCAGCAGUACGUUUUUGGAUCCAGCAGUCCAUAGGUACCGAAAACUUCACUUUUGUAAUUGAAAACACGACGCAAAAAGGUGAAGGUUAUAUAGGAGAAAUAUUAUUUAUUUCAGUAGAUCUACAAAAACCGAUUGAUGGAAAAGACGUUCUUUAUCUGGUCAUAAAAACAAACAAGAAUCAUGGACCAGACAAAAACUUUCCUAUAGUACACGAAUUUUGUAAGAGGGAAGUAUUUUUUUACAGUAAAAUUCUUAAAGCAUUCCAGGAAUUUCAGAAUGAGAAAAAUGUUCGCGUUCCUUUUGACAUGAUACCCAAAUGUUACAAAACGUUUUUAGACGACGAAAAUCAAGUAAUUAUCUUGCAAAACUUAAAGAAAAACAGCUACACGUUGCAUCCAAGAGAAAAACCAUUAAACAUUGCACAUCUAAAAAUGGGAUUAAGAUCUUACGCAAAGUUACAUGCCUUGUCGUUCGCAUUAAACGAUCAAAAGAAAGAUACUUUUGAAAAAAUUUCAAAGAAUUGUUUUUCGUUAUUUAAAGAUAUGAUGCAAAACUUUCGAACGCUCUUCGAUACAAAAACCCCCACAUUAGUAGAAAAAUUAAAAGAAGCUGGAAGACCUGAUUUGUCAAUUGUAUAUGAAACGUUUAUGAAUGAAAAAAGUAUUUUUGAUCGUUUUAUAGAAAUAUUGAAUAUUACUUCCAAAGAUCAAGUAAUAAUUCAUGCUGAUUGUCACAAUGCAAAUAUGUUGUUUCAAUAUAAGGAUAACGAUACAACUACUCCUCUGCACAUGGUCUUGAUAGAUUUCCAAGCAGCUGGUCUUCAUUCACCGAUAAUCGAUUUAUCCUACUUUCUUUACAUCAACUUAUCAUCAUCUGAUUUUCCAAAACUAAAAGAUUUUGUGGAAUAUUACUACAUUGCAUUAUGUUUAUUUCUCAAUGAACUAGGUAGUGAUGCCGACAAAUUAUUUCCGCGAAGUACUUUGGAACAACAUUUAAAAACAUACCUUCCUUCCGGUUUUCUGUUGACACUUACAUUCUUGGAGCUCUUAUAUCUUGAAAACAAUGAAAUUCCAGCACUUAUUGAUGAAGAAAGUAACGAGUUCUUUGGGAGUUUUAUUAAGGAUGUAAAAAUAAAGUCUCGUGGCGAAUAUUUGAACCGUCUGGUAACAUUGGUGGAUAGCUUUUUUGGUGAUCCGUAUGUGUAGACUAAUAAUAUUUUAUUCUGUAAUUUAUAAUGACUAUUUUAAAUAAAUUGAUUGUUAA